AUGUCCGCGACGACCACAUCGACGACACCAGCACAUGCGCCCGGCAUGCGAAAAAAUGGCAAACAGUGGCACGAGCCCCGGCGAGCUUUUCGUCCUGCUGCUGGUCAAACGAGCUACGCAAAACGAGUCGCACGCGAAUCGCAGGCCGCCGAAGUGAAGAAGGUGGAGAAGGAGAUGAAGGACGAGAAAGAGCAAGAGCGUCAGCGCCGCAUACAAGCCAUCAAGGACAAACGCGCGGCCAAAGAGGAGAAGGAGCGCUAUGAAAAGAUGGCUGAGAAGAUGCACAAGAAGCGUGUGGAACGGCUCAAGCGUCGAGAGAAGCGUAACAAGCUGCUCAAGUCGUGA
Cercospora beticola is the source of this 345-nucleotide messenger RNA. RefSeq names its product CGR1 family protein. Lineage: Eukaryota; Fungi; Ascomycota; Dothideomycetes; Mycosphaerellales; Mycosphaerellaceae. The record is from RefSeq and is a predicted model, not a curated record.